AUAAUGAUAGCGCCGGACUUUGCUCAACCGAGUAGCUUAUAAAUUCGGCUCGAACCAUUAUCCGUUCGUAACUUUAUCUAUGGAUAGAAAGGUAUUUUUAAACGAGUUUCACACUGGAUGUCCCAGUUUGGAGACACACCAAGACCAGAUGUCAGACUCAACCUCAACUAACAGUUUUAUUGGAAGCUAUUGCCAGCCUCCAGACAGGAUACGACCAGUGCCAAGGAAGCUGGAGGUCCCUGGACACACAACGAGAAACACAAACUUGCACACAAGCAGCACUCGGGUGUUUCAGAACAAACCCAGUAUCGUCAGCCAAGGUGUUGUUGAUGCACUGAAGACCCUGCAAGAGAAAAUUAGGAAAUUGGAGCUUGAAAGGAAGCAAGCAGAGGAAAGUUACCAGAAAUUCUCCCAAGAUAUUCAGAAGCACAGUCAGUACAUGGCUUCUUCUAAUGUGUACAACCAGCCAGCGGUCGGCCUGUCUGAUGCAGAUAAUGCCAGCAGGAGAGAGCUCGAUGUGAAGCUGCAGUCCACAGAAGUUUGCUGUCACCUCCUUGAGAAGCAGCUUGACUGCAUGAGCAAGAUGGUUCAAAAUGCAAAGAAGGGGAGACAUGUUGUGUUUGAAGAAGAGGCUUCACUUCAGAGCCAAAAUCGACCAAAACGUUCAAGCACUCAAACUCGGCAAGAAAAGCUGGAGAAAUUUGAGUCCGAUUAUCUAAAGGUCUGCACAACCCAAAGUCUGGCAGAGCUGCAAAUGGAGUUUGACCUCAACAUUCAGCCACCCAGUUCAGCCGCUGAAAAGAUGAACCCAAAGAGACAAACCAAAAGGACUAUCAAGAAAAAAUUAAGACCGAAGCAGUCGGCACCACCGAGCGAGCUAAGGUACAAAAAAGUGCCUUUUGUUGCAGGAACAUCGACAAGCCCCAGCCAUUCAGUACACGCCAACUUGCAAAGUGUGCUUCAUAUGAUGAAGCAUCACCAGCCCCAGCUGUGCGAGCAAGUGUGUCAGCUGCAAAGGGCCGGCUCCGGGGCCAAGAAAAGCCUGAAAAAGAGCUUCUCACCUGACAGCAGGUCUGAGCCACCAACCGAGCCCCUGAGCUUGCUUUCAGACCUGCUCCUGGCUCUGCAGGAUGAGCUCGGGCGAAUGAGCUUUGAACAACAGGAGUUAAUGCAGCAGUUAGAUGCAGCUGAACAACAGGAGCACAGGCUGGACCUACAGAGGGAGCUGGAAAGUUUGGCUGCAAGGAUGGAGGAGAAAGGAGCACAAAUCACUCAAGUCCGCAAACACCAGCAGGCGGUCCAGAAGUUGAGCAUGGCCACUCGGCGCUGCCCUGCUGAGUGCACAGAUGAGGCAGCAGUGAUCAGGCGUCCAAGUCUGCCAGCCGUCACAGUGAAGCCACAGAGGAAGAAAGUUAGGGCCACUCAAAAGAACCUGAAACUUUGCAACUACCUGAAAGAGGAUGACUGUUGUUGGGAGACAUAAGGAGCUAUUAAACCCACAUAUAAUAAAGUUGUACUUAUUCAUUUACAAACACGAGGUUACUCUGGCCUGUUUUCUUCUCUACAGACAUAAAUUGUUCGACAGUGAUUUGUGCCUGUGAACAUCACCGUGAUGGACUACGUGCUUGUAGUGAUGUUGAGCUUUAUUUCAAGAGUUUGUCAAAAUAUGAUACUGUUUAAAAUUUACAGCCUCUCCAUUUUCACAGACCAUAAGUAAUUGGACAAACAGUGAAGAUCAUUGUUGAUAGGCUGCAUUUGUGUGAUGAUUUACAUGUUAUGAAAUGUACAGUGAAUUUUGUUGUACUGUGUUUCUAGUUUGGGGCCUAUAUUUAUUUAAUAUUAUUGUUAAUAAAAGCCACUUAGUGUUUUCUUUCAUAAGUUGUAACUUGUGUGUUAAUUUGCAUUUAUUUCUAAACAUUUUUAAUUCUAUUUAAAAUAUAGGGAUGCCAAUCCUCCUGUACACAGGAAUUUUUUUUUUUUUUUUUCCAAUAACGUGUCAUUUUUUUAAAAUCGUGUUUAAAGUGAAUGUACGCAUUUCUUGGAGUGUAUAUAUAUCUUU
Messenger RNA from Thalassophryne amazonica, 2059 nucleotides. RefSeq names its product centrosomal protein of 57 kDa-like. Lineage: Eukaryota; Metazoa; Chordata; Actinopteri; Batrachoidiformes; Batrachoididae. The record is from RefSeq and is a predicted model, not a curated record. Bases 80 to 1483 code for a protein of 467 amino acids. Gene Ontology annotation, molecular function: microtubule binding; gamma-tubulin binding; identical protein binding. The transcript has 10 exons. Gene Ontology annotation, cellular component: centrosome.